CUCAGGACUGGGAUAUAGCACUCCCAGUCCAGUGUGUCAGGAAACGAUUCUGCGUAUAUAUAUCCAUAUUCAGUCCACCGAGCUCUGAGUCUACUUUCUUGCUGUACAAAGGCCGAGUUCUGAAGAAGACCCCAUCUCUAUCAUCUGGGUUCUAUACAGUCGCAACGAUGCCGAACGUCCUAUCGACAAUUGCUGGCUUGCUGGCUCUCGUACACGCUCUUCCUGUGCCAGACGCCGAGGCAGUCGCCAAGCCAGACUCUCCCAUUGCUGCUGACGGCUAUCCUUGGGGAUAUAGCAGCCUAGAUGUCAAGAAGAGAGAGGCUGUGGCCAAGCCAGACUCUCCGAUUGCUGCUGACGGCUAUCCUUGGGGCUAUAGUAGCCUAGAUGUCAAGAAACGAGAGGCUGUCGCCAAACCAGACUCUCCGAUCGCAGCUGACGGCUAUCCUUGGGGCUAUAGUAGCCUAGAUGUCAAGAAACGAGAGGCUGUCGCCAAACCAGACUCUCCGAUCGCAGCUGACGGCUAUCCUUGGGGCUAUAGUAGCCUAGAUGUCAAGAAACGAGAGGCAGUCGCCAAGCCAGACUCGCCAAUUGCUGCUGACGGCUACCCUUGGGGUUAUAGCAGCCUAGAUGUUAAGAAGUGAGAAAGAAGCAGUUGCUAUGCGAAAGGGAUACGUUUCGUACUAGGCAGUGUGCUGUUCACACUCCUUCCUUCAUAGUCCUUACCUGCCUGUUCUAAUGAGCACCUUCGUUUGUAUCCGCCAACUGCGAUAGUAUGAGUUUUAGGCAUCAGAUACUCUCAAUAUGUUAUUGUGCUCCGCAACCGAUUUUGGUCGAGGUCUGGCGGAAAACUCCUUCUU
Molecule: messenger RNA, 857 nt
Organism: Pseudocercospora fijiensis CIRAD86
Lineage: Eukaryota; Fungi; Ascomycota; Dothideomycetes; Mycosphaerellales; Mycosphaerellaceae
Exons: 4
Coding region: 168-641 (157 amino acids)
Source: RefSeq, a predicted model, not a curated record